Nomia melanderi (Alkali bee) is the source of this 1039-nucleotide messenger RNA. The record is from RefSeq and is a predicted model, not a curated record. NCBI's taxonomy places the organism in Eukaryota, Metazoa, Arthropoda, Insecta, Hymenoptera, Halictidae.
CGCCGUCCAUAGUUAUCGGUGGCACCUUUUAUCUACUGUAGAGAUAGCGCUGCCGCCUCUCACUAUCGCACUUUAAACGGUUCGGGCGAAGAUGUGCAUAGGUUUUCCUAGCAAUAAAAGCUGCCUCCACGGACUGUAACAUUUACCUGUAAGAGAGCUACUUUUUUACGAAGACGAACUGUGCGUGAAGAAAGUGCGCGCGUUCUCCCUUAUGAUGGAUCAAAUCACGCAUAUAAUGGACAUAUCCGGAUUUGGGCUUAAGAAUUGGACAUAUUUACAUAAAGAAAUGGCUAUCGUGGAAGUUGCCACUGGGAACUUUAUAAUGACGGAAUUCCUUUUAGAGAAAGAUUGGUGCGAGUUAACCCCCGCCGAGCAGGCGUCGGUACAGAACGAUACAAAGUUCCACGGGAUACCGUUUAGAGAUGUUGGCUUCGAGGAGAUGAAACAAGAGGAUAUUUAUAAAGUCGUCGAAACAUUUUUAGGCAAUCCUAAGAACUGUAUUGUAGCGCAUAAAGGGAACGUCCUAGUGAACCGGGUUUUGAACAAAAUGAAAAUACGUGAAAAAUUUUUGAGCGACUUGUGGUGUCCGACUUAUGAGAUGCUAGCAAUUGAUCCCGUGUGCAGGACGAAUCUGGAAGUGAAUAUGCCGUGUCGACUUCACAGCGAGUGGCAAUCAUCCCGUGGAAGAUUAUAUCGUUGCUCUUUCAACGUAGUGUGCUGGUCUCGAUUAUGGCUCAUAAACAAAUGCAGAAGGUGAUGUGUCAAACGACGUUAAGAUACGUGAAAGUAUUUUUCUCGAUGGUAAUGUUUCUUACUGAAUCGAACGUGCCGAUUAAAGUUUGAUACUGAUCGAGCCGCAAUUCGCAUUAUACGACGAACAUACAGAUUCGUGCGAGUUUUGGCCUCGGUGCAUGAAACAUUUAUUUAAAUCCCUGGCUGCGAGAGGUUAUUAUUUGGGGUCGGGAGACUCUACAAUUGUCGCCGUCCCAUUAAGUUAAAUUUCAAAAUGUAUCGCGUGCUUUAGAAGAAAUAAAUUAAA